Messenger RNA from Centropristis striata (black sea bass), 1106 nucleotides. RefSeq names its product guanine nucleotide binding protein (G protein), gamma 13b (gene gng13b). Gene Ontology annotation, cellular component: heterotrimeric G-protein complex. The record is from RefSeq and is a predicted model, not a curated record. The transcript is spliced from 3 exons. Gene Ontology annotation, biological process: phospholipase C-activating G protein-coupled receptor signaling pathway; sensory perception of taste. Lineage: Eukaryota; Metazoa; Chordata; Actinopteri; Perciformes; Serranidae. Gene Ontology annotation, molecular function: G-protein beta-subunit binding. Bases 502 to 705 code for a protein of 67 amino acids.
GCACUCUUAUAGGAGGCUCCCAGCAGAGAAGCGGUCAGUGAACGGCGGAGCGCGCACCGGACCAGCUCGUUAACUUGCCCGCUUCCUUUGCCCCCCCUGCAGCUUCAGCAGCAACCACAAACCGGACUACCGGGCUAACUACCGGAGAGAGAGAGAGAGGAAGAGAAAGAGGAAGAGGAAGAGAGAGAGAGAGUCCUCCAGCACUCCAGACAGCCUCAGACUGGUCGUCAUCGUCUCUUUUACUCCGGAGACUGCGGAUUUUAUCCUUGAUCUUUUCCUGUGGAUACUGAGAGCGCGCACCGCCUCCCUGAGAUAAACAAAGUGCACGGACAUUAAAUCUGCUGUUCUCUGGGAAACAUAAAUCCUCUAUCCGUCCGCGCGUCGGUUCAGCCGUUUUCUCUGCCCCCCAUCCGGUUCAACUGCACCGGUCAGACUUGGAAAGAGCAACAGCCUCCACCGGCGCAUCAGUGAGGUAGAAAAGCCCGACACCAAGCUGCAGAGAUGGAUGAGAUGGACCUGCCCCAGAUGAAGAAGGAGGUGGAGAGCCUCAAGUACCAGCUGGCCUUCAAACGAGAGAAGUCCUCCAAAACAGUGACUGAUUUGGUAAAGUGGAUAGAGGACGGUGUCCCCGAGGACCCCUUCCUGAACCCGGAGCUGAUGAAGAACAACCCGUGGGUUGAGAAAGGAAAAUGCAUCCUCCUCUAGAAGACGCCGUCCAUCCGCCCGCCACAACUUUAACCCUGCUGACCAACAACCAACACUCACUUACAAACGUCCCCAGAACCCCAACCGUCCUGUCCCGGCCCGUGAAGGCAUCGCCAGGACCUCCUAACCUCUCACCGUGAAUGUACAACAGCUGAUGUCCCCACAACUACACACAAACACUCUGACAAGGGCACAGAAACACACACUGAAAGAGACACACACUAACACACGCCAAACAUUGGGAUUUUCCCAGACUGCCACACAUUCACUGCAAGUUUAUUGCUGCCACGGCAACGCAUCAUUACUCUGAUAUAUGACGACGAUGAUCAAUACUCCUAUUACAUGUCUCUGUAUGAUAUAUGAUGACUUAUUUAUGCAGCUGCCAGUCACACACUUUCUCU